This is a messenger RNA of Colletotrichum graminicola M1.001, 333 nucleotides long. RefSeq names its product cyclin. NCBI's taxonomy places the organism in Eukaryota, Fungi, Ascomycota, Sordariomycetes, Glomerellales, Glomerellaceae. The record is from RefSeq and is a predicted model, not a curated record. Gene Ontology annotation, molecular function: ubiquitin protein ligase activity. Gene Ontology annotation, biological process: reciprocal meiotic recombination. The transcript is spliced from 2 exons. Gene Ontology annotation, cellular component: synaptonemal complex. The annotation marks the transcript as partial.
ACAUGCUCAGCCAUGGAACACACACUCAAAUGCAACGUUCUCAAGUGUCGAAAGGAGCUCGGCGACCAAGCACUGGUCACUACGUGCAGUCAUAUAUUCUGUAUCGAAUGUUCAAACAACCAUGGCCUUACGGGACCAGUUCAAGAGCGGCGUGGCACCUGCCCUGCGUGCAGGUCCCAGCUUAUCAACCCCGACGACGCGGUGGUGACCCAUUUAAACUUAACCGAGGACUACAAGACAACCAUAUUAAGCGGACUGAGUCCAAACAUCAUCAUGGAAUGUGCAGGAAGAGCACUGAGUUUCUGGGCCUACCAGACCACCCAGGAAAUGUAA